Messenger RNA from Colletotrichum phormii, 3218 nucleotides. Its product is annotated as kinesin light chain. The record is from RefSeq and is a predicted model, not a curated record. Gene Ontology annotation, cellular component: kinesin complex. Gene Ontology annotation, molecular function: catalytic activity; ADP binding; protein binding. Bases 90 to 2951 code for a protein of 953 amino acids. NCBI's taxonomy places the organism in Eukaryota, Fungi, Ascomycota, Sordariomycetes, Glomerellales, Glomerellaceae. The transcript is spliced from 3 exons. Gene Ontology annotation, biological process: nucleoside metabolic process.
AACGAUACGUUGUCUACUACAUCCCACUUCGUCCCGUAGUUUUGCCCUACUGUCCUUUUGCUAGCAUCCGGCACUGAGGUUGACGUGAUAUGGCUAAGUCCGUCCCCGCCCGCGACUUCACCGUCGGCUGGAUCUGCGCUCUGCCCAUCGAGCUGGCAGCCGCAGCUAAGAUGAUGGACGAGAAAUUCGCCGAUCUUCCGUCCCAGCCGACCGAUUCUAACCUUUACUCCUUCGGCCGAAUCGGCGUCCACAACGUCGUAGCUGCAUGUUUACCCGCCGGCCAAAUGGGCACGAACCAAGCAGCUACGGUGGCUAGCCAGAUGAAAAUCAGCUUUCUAUCGCUCCGGUUCGGCGUUCUGGUCGGGAUCGGCGGCGGCGUUCCUAAUCUCGACAACGACAUCGACAUCCGACUCGGCGAUGUUGUCAUCAUGAUCCAGUACGAUUUCGGGAAGACGGGAGCUGAUGGUCGUAUUGCUCGCACGGGCAGCCUCAACGCGCCACCAACGAUCCUCCUCAACGCCUUGACUAAGCUCCAUGCUAGUGACUUUCUGGGCGAGACACAAGUCCUUACACACCUGUCACAACUAUCUACACAACCGAAGUUCGCAUCACCAGGCCCUGAAAAAGACACGCUCUAUAACGCGUCAUCGCUACAUAUCGCCGGAGCUAUAUGCGCGAAAUGCUGUCCAGAAGACGCAGAGGACCGGGACGUACGUACAACACUAGACCCGGUCCUCUUCUUCGGCAACAUCGCAUCUGGGAACCAGGUAAUGAAGGAUGGUCAGACGCGCGACAGAUACAGUCACGAGCUAGGAGGCGUCUUGUGCUUUGAGAUGGAGGCAGCCGGUCUGAUGAACAACUUCCCUUGUAUUGUCAUCCGUGGCAUCUGCGACUACGCAGACGCGCACAAGAAUAAGCAGUGGCAACCCUACGCAGCAGCGACGGCAGCAGCAUACGCUAAAGAGCUGCUAAACACCAUCCCACCGUUAACUUCUAGCAGUCUAGAUAGGCCAGAGGAUUCUUGUCAGAAACCCCACUUCAUCGUUCCAUUUGGACGAAAUGAAAACUUUGUUGGCAGAGAUGCGAUCUUGACGCGGCUCCUGGAGCGGAUACCUCCGAGUGCUAAUAAAGACGCCUGUCAGAGGACGGCGAUUAUAGGCCUUGGGGGGAUUGGCAAAACACAGGUCGCGAUCGAAGCCGCCUACCGCGUUCGCGAUGCACACCCAGACUGCUCCGUUUUCUGGGUUCCGGCUGUGAACACAGUCAUGUUUGAGAAUGCAUAUCGUGAAAUCGGCCGGGCGCUCAAUAUCCAAGAUAUCGAGGAUGACCAGGCAGAUAUCAAAGGCUUGGUAAAGGCUAUAUUGGAACGUAAUAAUUCUAACAGCUGGCUUUUGAUCGUCGAUAACGCCGACGACACAGAACUGCUAUUUACAAGCUCCAAGCUAACGAGCUAUCUCCCCUCUAGUCGGAAGGGCUCUAUCCUGCUUACAACGCGAAACCAUCAGGCCGCAGCAAGAUUCAGUCGUACUCUCCCUAUGCGCCUAGUAGAGAUGGAUACCAUGGAAGCCACUAACCUCCUGCGCAAAGGCUUAGAUGAAAGCCAGUUUAGCGACAGUCAAAGCACGACACAAUUGCUCGAGUACCUCGCUUACUUGCCCUUAGCCAUACGACAGGCAUCGGCUUACAUGUCUUCUAACAAAAACGUAACUGUAUCCAAAUACCUUGGAUAUUGCAAGGCUAGUAACAAUAAGCUGGUGAAGCUGUUGAGCAAGGACUUCGAUGACCAAGAUCGAUACGAGGAUAUUCGGAACCCAGUGGCCACAACGUGGCUGAUCUCCUUUGAUCACGUCUCAAGAGAUAACCCACUUGCAGCAAAAUACCUCAGUUACAUGUGUUAUCUUGCAGAGAAAGAUAUCCCAAGAGCUCUUCUGCCCCCUGAAGAGGACGGAAUGGAUACAGACGACAUGAAUGCCGAUGAAGCGAUAAGCACGCUGGUAGCCUACGCCUUCAUUCUGCAGCGGGAUACUGCGGAUAGAUUUGAUAUCCAUCGACUGGUGCGCUUAGUGAUGCGUAACUGGCUAAGGGAGCAAGGGAAGGAAGAAAAGCAGGUAACAGAGACAAUUUACUGGCUUUGCGAGAGGUUUCCUUGGCCAAAGCACGAUAAUAGGGAAGUUUGGAUGGCCUACCUGCCGCAUGCGCAGGCGACGGUUCAAGUGCGGAAUAGGUGCAUAGACGAUAAGGUGCUAUGUGACCUAUUGUCUAGAAUAGGACGUAGCAAUACUCUACUUGGGAAGUACGACGAGGCAGAGCAGACACAUCGGCAGACACUCGAGCUGAGCCAGAAGGUAUUGGGACCAGAGAAUCCCUCCACACUCGUCAGCAUGAACAACCUGGCACUCGUUCUCGAAAGGCAGGGGAAGUACGACGAGGCAGAGCAGAUGCAUCGGCAGACACUCGAGCUGAGGGAGAAGGUAUUGGGACCAGAGAAUCCCUCCACACUCGUUAGCAUGGGCAACCUAGCAGGCGUGCUCGAAAGGCAGGGGAAGUACGACGAGGCAGAGCAGAUGCAUCGGCAGACACUCGAGCUGAGCCAGAAGGUAUUGGGACCAGAGAAUCCCUCCACACUCGUCAGCAUGAACAACCUGGCACUCGUUCUCGAAAGGCAGGGGAAGUACGACGAGGCAGAGCAGAUGCAUCGGCAGACACUCGAGCUGAGCCAGAAGGUAUUGGGACCAGAGAAUCCCUCCACACUCGUCAGCAUGAACAACCUGGCACUCGUUCUCGAAAGGCAGGGGAAGUACGACGAGGCAGAGCAGAUGCAUCGGCAGACACUCGAGCUGAGGGAGAAGGUGCUGGGAUCAAGCCAUCCGUCAACACUCAGAACACAACGUAACAUCCAGGCUCAUUUGGACGCUUGGACCGGCUGUAGCUCCUCGUCUGUCAUAGACUGAUUUUACCUUACGUACAUAUCUCCCAGAUCGUAGAUAUAUAUAAAUCAGCUGGCCGUCCGGAGCCAUCAUAGCUGACGCACUGCCGCUGAUACGAAAAACUAGGCAUCAAACCUUACAUAGUGUGUGUGUGUGUGUUAUAUUUAACGCCGUGGCGGCAAGGGCGCAGCCGCCCUUGCCGCCGACCUCCCGAAGGGUAUAUGGCGUGGAGAGCCGUCGCCCUAUAACUAUUGCUAGAUACGGUUCAAAUCGUGCCUUAUGGCUACUAUG